AUGGCAGAAGCAAAUUUGGCAAGGGUGACUCGAGCAAUGUCGGCAGCGAACACAUCAACGUCCGUCCCAGAAGGUGGCCCCAGUCAGACCGACAUGGCUCAAACAGAAGGUCAAGAAGGCACCACCGGUGGAGGUCUCGCUGAACAAAUGGAUGCCAACCAUCAGAUUGGGCCUACGGCAAACCAGCUCAAUACCGUGGUUGAAGAAGUCAAAGAGGACUUGGAUGGAGUUGCUAUCCUUGAGAUGGAUCCCAGGUCAGAGACCGAGGACGACACGUGGCAACCUCACGAACACGCAGGGAAGGAGAAGGGAGCGAGGGAAGACACUCCUACAGACGAAGAGGAGAGCUUAGCGGAAGAGGAUAUGGAUCUGAGUAAUCACUCCAAUUUCGUUGUUCUCCUUCCUUUUUAUAUCGGACACACUGCCUCCUUGCCUCCCAUUAUGCACCUAUGUAGGGUACUUCGAUCACAAAUGAAUUUAAAUAUCAACAACACUGCCAAAAAGACGUAUAAGAAGGUACUUCGAUCACAAACAAAUUUAAAUAUCAACAACACUGCCAAAAAGACGUAUAAGUCGAAUAGUAUGAGGAGAUAUCAAGAUGAUAUGAGUGGCAGUAUAUUAAGCCCACGUAAGACCCUGUCGAAUGACUCGGGGCAAGCUAUCCCGGCUGCUAAUAGGUGUUGCUACGAGGCAGGUGUUGCUGAGAGCGUUGCUAAGAAGCCACACGGUGAUCGAAUCCUGAUGCUACAAGCUAGGAUAGAUGAUGCAUACAUGAGAAGAGAUUACGCGCUGGGAGCAGACCUUCUAGCGAAACUCACGGAAAUGAUUACCAAAGAGACGGCUAGACACUACGCUCCUGCACCUAGAAACGACGCUCAAACGCCAGUUCUAGCCCUUGUUCCCAAUCAUUCACACAAAAGACGGACCACGCCUCAUCGCCUGAUACAAGAAAACCUCUCUGAUUUCUCGACGAGUUCGCACGACCGGAACCGCCUCUAA
Melampsora larici-populina 98AG31 is the source of this 999-nucleotide messenger RNA. RefSeq lists its product as uncharacterized. The transcript has 4 exons. The record is from RefSeq and is a predicted model, not a curated record. The coding region runs from base 1 to 999 and encodes 332 amino acids. NCBI's taxonomy places the organism in Eukaryota, Fungi, Basidiomycota, Pucciniomycetes, Pucciniales, Melampsoraceae.